Messenger RNA from Crotalus tigris (Tiger rattlesnake), 3131 nucleotides. RefSeq names its product zinc finger and BTB domain containing 22 (gene ZBTB22). Lineage: Eukaryota; Metazoa; Chordata; Lepidosauria; Squamata; Viperidae. The transcript has a single exon. The coding region runs from base 106 to 1674 and encodes 522 amino acids. Gene Ontology annotation, molecular function: DNA-binding transcription factor activity, RNA polymerase II-specific; RNA polymerase II cis-regulatory region sequence-specific DNA binding; protein binding. Gene Ontology annotation, biological process: regulation of transcription by RNA polymerase II. The record is from RefSeq and is a predicted model, not a curated record.
AAACGGGGAGGGCCUCCGACUGGAGGGGCGGGGCGGCGCGUGCGCAGAAGGCGCGGCGGGCAGCGACCGGGGCGGGCGCCGGUGAGCCCCGGGGCCGAGGGCGGCAUGGCGGCGGAGGCCGGGGCGGUGCAGGUGGCCUUCCCGGAGGCGACGAGCGCCCUGCUGGAGGCGCUGAACCAGCAGCGGCUGGAGGGGCAGCUGUGCGACCUGGCCAUCCACGUGCAGGGCCGGGUCUUCCGCGCGCACCGGGCGGUGCUGGCCGCCUGCUCGCCCUACUUCCACGACCAGGUGCUGCUGAAGGACAUGAGCUCCGUGGUGCUGCCCAGCGUGAUGGACCCGGCCGCCUUCGAGCUGGUGCUGGGCUCGGCCUACACCGGCCGCCUCCGCAUGGGCCGCGACGAGAUCGUCAACUUCCUGACGGUGGGCAGCGUCCUGCAGAUGUGGCACAUAGUCGACACGUGCACGCAGCUGCUCAAGGAGCGACAGCGCCGCCCGGACCGCGCCGCCGCCGCCCAGGCCUCCUCCUCCUCCGGCUCGGGCGCCUCCCGGGGCUCCGGCGGGCGCGGCGGCGGCGGCGGCGGGGAGAGCCAGUCGCCCAGCAGCAGCAGCUACUUCAGCCCCCUCCGCGACGGGCCCGAGCAGCCCCGGGGAGGCGGCGGCGGCGCCCGCGGGGGCGGCGAGCGGGACGAGGACGGGCUCUGCCGGGCCGCCCCCCGACGCCGCCCGCCCGACCCCGCCGCCCGCGCCGGCAGGAGCGCGCCCGAGCCUGACGACGGCGCCCCCGGGGAGCCCGGCAGCAGCGAGGCCCGCCGACCGUCCUCCCUGCGGCCCGGCCUCGUCCCGCCGCGCCAGUGGCUGCCGGUGAAGAAGGAGCGCGGCGGGCUGGAGGAAGAGGAGGAGGAGGAGGAAGACGAGGAGGAGGAAGAGGAGGACCUGGUGCUGACCUGCGAGGAGGACGAGGAGGCGGCCGAGCCCGCCGCCGCCCUGAGCAUCAGCGACGUCCGCACGCUCAGCGGGCCGCCGCCGCCGCCGCCGGAGGAGCAGGUGAACUUCUGCGAGUCCUCGCAGGACGUGGCGGCCGCCUUCGAGGAGCCCUUCCCGCCCCCCCGGCCGCUCCUGCCGCUGGACGUGCGGGGCCCCCCGCUGCUGCUCUUCCCGGGGGCGUCGGGGGCGCCGUCGGCCGUCGGGGCUGCCCCGCCGUCAUCGGUGGAGCACGGGGCGGUGCAGCUGUCGGGGGGCUCCGGGGAGGGCAGCAAGAUCUUCCUGUGCCACUGCGGGAAGGCCUUCUCGCACAAGAGCAUGCGCGACCGGCACGUCAACAUGCACCUGAACCUGCGGCCCUUCGACUGCCCCGUCUGCAACAAGAAGUUCAAGAUGAAGCACCACCUGACGGAGCACAUGAAGACCCACACGGGCCUCAAGCCCUACGAGUGCCACGUCUGCGCCAAGAAGUUCAUGUGGCGCGACAGCUUCAUGCGCCACAAGGGCCACUGCGAGCGGCGCCACCGCCUGGGCGGAGGAGGAGGAGGAGGGGGGCCCGCUGCCCUCUGCGGGGGGGCCAAGAAGGAGGAGGAGGAAGGGGCGUCCCCCUCCUGCAUCCCCGGAGAGGCCGACUGGGCCACGGGCCGAUCCCCCCGCAGCGAACUGGGCUUUGCGGGCAGCAGCAAGAUGUGAGCCGUGGAACUGACGCCUCCCUUGCGAGGAAGGCCCUCCUGGCCCUUGGAUGAGCUUCUUCUCUGGAGGGGCCCUGCGGACUCUCCUGGGGAGUCUGGUUUCUGCAGGGUGGGGGCUGCAAAGGGCUCCCAUCUCCACACACACACACACACACACACCCCAGUUUGGCUUGGUCUUCCCAUCAUGCAAUGGGCCCGUCCCUAGGAGGGAGUCUCUUUUCCUCUAGAGCCAGCCAGGUGGGGGCUGCCCCACGCCCUCCCUUGCACCCCCUGGCCUAAAUCCCUCUUGUGGGAGAAGAGAGUGACACUAAAAGCCCCCCCCCGACCCAUUUGCAGAGCAGGGGGGUUUUCUCAUUGAUGUAACAGCCGCUUCCUCUCCCCCUGCCUCCCCCUCCCCCCUUUGUGUCUGCUUUGGGGUGCAGACUUUUUGGCAAGAGCCCCUCCUUCCCCCCCCCCAGGGCGGUUUCCAGGGGACGGUUCUGAGAUAUCCGGAUGCUUGACUGUGUGCCCAUAGAACACACACACACACACACACACACACACACACACACACACACACUGAGCUUUGGAGGGGAACUUACGACAGUCCUGGAUACACCUCCCCCCCUCAAAAAAAAACCUGGAGACAAGGAGAAGCCCCCUCCCUCCCUCCCUCCCUUGGUUCCUUUGGUCGAGAUGAAAAACGUCCUUCAAUUUGGUUUCCGCCUUUUUCUAAAGGAAAGCCAGAAAUUCUCUUAUAAAUAUUUAUUGCUGUUUAACGCCAUGCCUGGCGUGGAUCUGUGCUGGCUCCGUCCUGGAGAGGUGGGGGGGGCAACAGGUGCAGGUGAGCUGUGUGGGGUGGAGUCCCGGCGGGGGGGCUCUCCUCGCCCCAUAGUUGCUGCCCCCCCCAUUCCAAGCAUGCUCUGCCUUCAAUCUUAGCUGGAUCCGAGGAACUGGCCCUGAAGCCCCCGUACCCCGAUUCUGGUCCUGGUUGCAUCUGGCCUUGAAGCAGCUCCCAUUUAGGGACCUGAGCCUCACCUAGCGGGAGCCCCCUCCCCUCCUCUUGGCUCAGGGCAGUGCAGAGAAGGGGGGGAGCUCCAGGCAUUGGGCGAUCUCACCCAUCGGGUGAUAAGAGGCAAUCCGUUCAAUCAGCCAUGGGGAGCUACAGCGGCCUUGUAAAAAAUUGACUUACGGCCCUUUUCCAGGCUUGCCACCGUUGCAUCAUCCCCAGGGUCCCGGGGCCAGAAUUCAGGCGCUCGGCAACUGACCCACGUUUGUGAUGGUCCUGGGGUCCCCCUUUUCCUACCUUAUUAUUGAGCGAAGUCAAGAGUGGAAUCAGGUUCACAAUUGUAGCAAGAGAGGUUGUAAAAUGAGACAAAAUCCACUUAACUGUCUCACUUAGUGGCAGAAAUGUUGGCCACCAUAAGUGAAGGACUUCCCGCAUAGCAUCGCUUUCAUUAUUAUAACAAUGAUUCAGGU